This is a messenger RNA of Malassezia japonica, 2472 nucleotides long. It is a transcript of the gene mcm7, whose product is annotated as DNA helicase. Gene Ontology annotation, molecular function: ATP binding; single-stranded DNA helicase activity; single-stranded DNA binding. Gene Ontology annotation, cellular component: MCM complex; nucleus. The record is from RefSeq and is a predicted model, not a curated record. The coding region runs from base 1 to 2472 and encodes 823 amino acids. The transcript has a single exon. NCBI's taxonomy places the organism in Eukaryota, Fungi, Basidiomycota, Malasseziomycetes, Malasseziales, Malasseziaceae. Gene Ontology annotation, biological process: DNA replication; DNA replication initiation; DNA strand elongation involved in DNA replication.
AUGAGCACGAGCACAACAGGCCCCAUCCUGCCUGUGGUAAACAUUAACGUAAAUUACGAUGAAGAACGUGAGAAGAUUGCCGACUUUAUCGAGCACUUCAAGGCGCCUGCGUCUACGAUCCCGUCGCUGUCCCACGUCGGCCCCCAGCGGACGAGCGGCGACGAGGCGCCGGCGCAGCUGAUUGAGCGUGAGCUGGAGGACGAGGGCGAGGAUGCGCUCGAUGCGACGAAUGAUACGCUGAUGAUGGACUCGUUUGACGAGGACCCUUCGCGCCCUGCCGCACGUCGCAGCGGCAUUGUGGAAAAGUACAUGGUGCAGCUGCAGCGCAUCGCGAACCGCGACCAGGAGAUGCUUACCAUUGAGCUGGAUGAUGUCGCGCAGUUCAAGAGCUCGUCCGGGCGCUUUACGGGUGCGGCGCUUGUUGCUGCGAUCCGUGGCAAUGCAUGGCACUACCUCGACCUCUUUUACGAGGUGAUUGACCGCCUGCUCCCGGACCCCGACCGCGACAUUUCCGACAAGGACGAUGUGCUGGAUGUCAUCCGGCACCAGCGCCUGCAGCGCAAUGCGCUAAACGAGGAGCAGGAAGAGUCGGCGGGCGACGUCCCCGACGUGUUCCCUCCGAGCCUCUUGCGCCGCUACCGCCUCUACUUCCAGCCGCUGAAGCAGGACGCGCCGAUGGCCGUGCGUGAUAUCCGCGGGACAAACAUCGGCAAGCUGCUUACCGUGCGCGGUAUUGUGACGCGUAUUUCGGACGUCAAGCCGAGCAUCCAAGUCGAUGCGUACGCGUGCGACAUUUGCGGUGCCGAGGUCUUUCAGGAGAUCACCGGGCGGCAGUACAUGCCGCUCACCUUUUGCACGAGCAAGGUCUGCAUGACGAACAAGACGCGUGCGCCGCUCUACCCCCAAGUGCGUGCGAGCAAGUUUGUCGCCUUCCAGGAGGUCAAGAUCCAAGAGAUGACCGACCAGGUCCCGGUCGGCCACAUCCCCCGCUCGAUGACGAUCCACCUCUAUGGCCGUCUUACGCGCAAGCUGAGCCCCGGUGACAUUGUCGACAUUGGCGGCAUCUUUUUACCGCUGCCCUACACAGGUUUCCGCGGGAUCCGCGCCGGUCUUUUGACGGAUACCUACCUCGACGCGCAGCACAUCCGGCAGCUGAAGCGGUCCUACCAGGACCUGGAUACCUCGCCGGACAUGGAGGCGGAGAUCGAGGCGCUGCGUGCGGACCCCUCGCUGUAUGCGCGCCUUGCGUCGAGCAUUGCGCCCGAGAUUUACGGGCACGAGGACGUGAAAAAGGCGCUGCUGCUUCUCCUCGUCGGCGGCUGCAACAAGGCGAUGGGCGACGGACUAAAGAUCCGUGGCGACAUCAACGUGUGUCUGAUGGGCGACCCCGGUGUGGCCAAGUCGCAGCUGCUCAAGUACAUUGCCAAAGUUGCCCCCCGCGGCCUCUAUACGACCGGCCGCGGCUCGUCCGGUGCCGGUCUCACUGCGGCGGUGAUGCGCGACCCUGUCACGGACGAGAUGGUGCUCGAAGGCGGCGCGCUCGUCCUUGCCGACAACGGCAUUGCGUGCAUCGACGAGUUUGACAAGAUGGAAGAGUCGGACCGCACGGCGAUCCACGAGGUGAUGGAGCAGCAGACGAUCUCCAUCUCCAAGGCUGGCAUUAAUACGACGCUCAACGCGCGGACGUCGAUCCUGGCCGCGGCGAAUCCGCUGUACGGCCGCUACAACCCCCGUGUGUCGCCCGUGGACAACAUCAACUUGCCCGCAGCGCUCUUGUCGCGUUUCGAUAUCCUGUACCUGAUCCUCGACACGCCCUCGCGCGAGGCCGACGAGCGCCUGGCCGAGCACGUCACCUACGUGCACAUGCACAGCGCGCCGCCGGUGCAGGACCAGGACGCGGUGCCGCCGCCGGUGCUGCGCCACUUUAUCGGCGCCGCGCGCCAGAUCAGGCCGACGAUCCCCUCGGACGUGGCCGAGUUUAUCGUCAGUGCCUAUGUCCAGCUGCGUGCGCAGCACAAGCAGGACGAGGAGCGCGAGACGGCGUUUACGUACACCUCUGCGCGUACGCUCCUCGGCGUCGUGCGUCUCGCGCAGGCGCUUGCGCGCCUGCGUUUCGCGACCGAGGUCGAGAACGGCGACGUGGAAGAGGCGCUGCGCCUGAUGGACGUGAGCAAGGCCUCGCUCUACACCUCGGGCCGCCGGCGCGGCGAGCUCGGCGACGACCAGAGCCCCGUGUCCAAGAUUUUCCGCAUCCUGCGCGAGAUGGCGCACCAGGCCGGCGCCGAGAGCAGCGACAUGCUCGGCCGCCCGCAUGCCGGCAUGCAGGGCGCGAUGGGUGAGCUGCACCUCGGUGCGGUCCGCGACCGCGUGCUGCACAGCGGCUUUGUCGAGGACCAGCUGCAAGAGACGCUGCAAGAGUACGCGUCGCUCGGCGUCAUCCAGCAGGUCGGCAACCGCAUCGUAUUCCUGUAG